UCAUCCCUUGGACAAUACUUGGACAUUACAUGUUCUUUUGUUAUUCAGAGUUCCGCUAUAGCUUGGAAUUGUAUUCCCUUGACUGGGACACAUGUUUGGAUGUCGUUGUUGACACGGUGAAAGAAAUAUGGGAUCUAGACCCAGUAUCCCGGUGGUGCUGCUACCACGGGAUACGGUUGCCAUAGUAACUGGCGCAAAUUCAGGAAUCGGAUAUGAAACAGCCAAAUACAUUGCAAUGAUGGGAGCUAAAGUGGUUUUGGCUUGUAGAGAUGAACAGAAAGCAAACGAGGCAAUGAGGCGAAUGGAUGCAGAAUUUCAAGAGGAGAAGAGACGGAACUCUUUGAACAUUAUCAGAGAUAACCAUUUAUCUGUAGAAUUCAUGAAGUUAGAUUUAGCCUCUUUGGAUUCUACAAUGAAGUUUAUCGAAACAUUCAAAGCCAAGUACAACCGACUGAAUCUCCUUAUUUGUAACGCUGGUGUUUACUCGAAGAAUAAAGUGAUGACAGAAGAUAAUUUUGAGUUGACAUAUCAGGUGAAUUAUCUGGGCCAUUUUCUGAUUGUUGCUCAUCUGAUUCCCCUUCUGAUGAAAUCAGGAAAGGACUGUCGCAUUGUGUUUGUCUGCAGUGAGGCACACCAUAAAGCGAAGUUUGACGUUAAUCUCGCCGAGCAUGGAAAAUCCAAUCCGUUUGACGCCGACUCCAUCUAUAACAACACAAAACUAUUCCAGAUUAUGCAAAUGUACUGUGUUGAUAAGAUUCUUCUCGAUUCUGAUGUGGAAGUCUGCUGUGUAAAUCCCGGAACAGUGGACACGGAACUGUUCCGGACUGCACUACCUGAAGGGCAGCCGGGGGUUCGAAAAUUUUGCAUGGAUUGUUUCGGACAAAUUAAGACCCCUCACACAGGCUGUGCCACGACUGUAUAUGCAGCUGUGAACCCGGAACUUAUUGGUAUAAGUCGUGGAUAUUACAAACAUUCAAGAGCUGCCCCCAGCUGGCCCAGCAAAACAGGAAGAGACCCUGAAUAUCAAAAUUUUCUUUGGAGCUGUACAAGGGAACUUCUGAAGAAAUACAUUCCUCCUGAGAUCGACAAGCUUUUAGACAUAACGAUAAACGUUAACAACAAACCCAAAAAUUAAUAGACAUGGUGUGUUCUAAUGUUUGAAUGUACAGAUCAGCCAAUUUUUAUCUUAUUGCAUAAUUUUGAUUUUAAGGAUUAUCUUCCAAGAUUGGUAAAUGCUGGCAAAUUUUCAUGUUUAGGUUUCCUUCCUUUUCAUUAAUCUAUCAUAAAACCUUCAUUGUAAAAUAUCUGAUGAAUGUCUUCAAUGACUCCUUCCGUUUGCUUUAUGCUUUUGUUGUAUUUUUUCCCAUCUUAACAGUUAAUAUUAUAAUUUUAUUCUCGCAGAUUUUGAGUUCUAAAUAAAGAAAUGACAAAAACGCUGAAAUGAUACGAACAUAUAUGUUUAUAAUGUACAAAUCUAAUACAUAAAACGGUUUUAUCAUAAACAACAAAAAUGGCCACAAAUUCAUAGCUAUAUGUCGUAUUUAUUAAAUGAGCAUUUGUAAAGAAGAUGUUAAAAAAAAAUCAGAAGUUGUUUGUAUGUGACUAAAGGAGACUAUAGGUGAAAAUUAUCAUUAAGGUGGACAGGGUAGUCUAUUUGGUAUAAAGAUAGGAUUUUUCUUUAUAUACAGUUUAAAUUAAACAAUAUAUUAGUAACAGAAGUGAAUAUGAUUGGGCAGCAGGCUCAGCUUAUUUUAGCUUUCUUCCUAUAUCUAGGACAAAGUGAAUACAUAAAGUUUAAACAAAGCAGAAAACAAAGCAAAAAGUAAUGAUGUACCAAAGAAGAAAAAAAGAGAAUUAAACAGUAAAUAAAAUUACAGAGAAAAAUGAGCAAAAUUACAGAGAAAAUUAGGCAAAAUUACAAAGAAAUACCGGUUUGGAAAUAUAACAUUCAUGUAUAUAUGACAGUGUUUUAUAUAACGUUUUGUUGUUGCUAUAGAUGUAUGUACAGCUUCAAAUAUUUGAAUAUUGAUAUUAAGUCCAUGAUUAGGACUACCAUUUAAUAACAAUUCAUAUUCUGAGAGAUUGUCACAGUUUAUAAUAUUAUGUUUUGAUUGAAAAAGUACGUCUAUUGGAAAUUUAUAAUUUGGACAUACAAAAAGUAAUGGUAGGCAUCAACAGAGUCAGUGCAAUGUUCACACAUUGGAGUUUCUGAUAAACUUUUACAUACACAAUUUGUCCCAGAUGCAAGAAAUGAUUUUUUUCUAAGGUUCUUUUAAAAUUUCUUUAGAGUCAAUUGAAAACUACGUUAAAAUCUAAAAUGAAAACUACGUUUAAAUCUAAGAUAUUCUUUAAUUAUAUAUAUAUGUAAGUUAUUCUUAGAUUAAAAACACCAAAUCCGUCCAAACCAACGGAAAGAAUUGUUACAAGACAAUUAAGUCUUUAAUUUACAGUUUCCUAAUAUGAUUAUUUUAAGGAUGUAAAGAAAUAUUGAAUUAUAUAAA
Molecule: messenger RNA, 2501 nt
Organism: Saccostrea echinata
Lineage: Eukaryota; Metazoa; Mollusca; Bivalvia; Ostreida; Ostreidae
Product: dehydrogenase/reductase SDR family member on chromosome X-like
Exons: 8
Coding region: 128-1135 (335 amino acids)
Source: RefSeq, a predicted model, not a curated record